This is a messenger RNA of Aspergillus alliaceus, 1188 nucleotides long. Its product is annotated as trihydroxytoluene oxygenase. Gene Ontology annotation, molecular function: methylmalonyl-CoA epimerase activity. The coding region runs from base 74 to 1141 and encodes 355 amino acids. The record is from RefSeq and is a predicted model, not a curated record. The transcript is spliced from 4 exons. Gene Ontology annotation, biological process: L-methylmalonyl-CoA metabolic process. Gene Ontology annotation, cellular component: mitochondrion. Lineage: Eukaryota; Fungi; Ascomycota; Eurotiomycetes; Eurotiales; Aspergillaceae.
GGGAAAUAAACAUGGGGGUAAUAAUGUGAGUUAGGAGAAAAACGUUUCCAACACCUCGAACAGACCUUCCAACAUGACAGCGAAAUUACAGCGCACGCUACCCACCCCAUGCCAUGGAGCUUCGAUCCCUGAUAUCGCCGCCAUCGGCCCAGACCAAGAAUCGGUCGCGUCGUGGAGAAAGCGAUGUAAUAUCGACUGCGAAAAGCAGAUUCGAUUGGUCAAGUUGUCACAUAUGCGGUACCAGCACCCGGACUUGAAUGGGAUUACAACGUUUCUACAGGACUUUGGGAUGGAGGUUGUUAAGAGGACGGAUGACGGGGUCUGGUAUCGGGGGUAUGGGACAGACCCGUAUGUGUACUAUGCACAGCAGGGGGAGAGGAAGUUCCUGGGAGGGGCUUUCGAGGUGGAGUCGUACCAGGACUUGGAGAGAGCUGCACAACUGCCUACAGGCGGCGAAAUACAAGAGCUACCGGAUGCUCCUGGUGGAGGACAUAUGGUGACUCUCACCGAUCCAGAGGGAUUCCCGGUCAAUCUGAUCUAUGGACAAGUUCCAGCUGGGCCUGUUGAAUACCGUAUGAAGAUUAUUGUGAAUACAGAGUCUGACAAGCCGCGGGUUCGGAGAUUUCAGCGAUUUAAACCCGGUCCCGCCGCCGUGCAUAAACUCGGACAUUUCGGGCUUUGUGUCCAACGAUUCGAGGAAAUGGUAAACUUUUAUACGAGUAAUUUUAACAUCGUCCCCAGCGACUUCCUACAUGUUGAACAAGAAGGACAGAGAAAGAACGUCGCACUCUUUGCGCACAUCGACCGCGGGGCUGACUAUGUCGACCAUCAUAGCUUUUUCUUGAGUGCGAACGAGACGUCUCAUGUGCAUCAUUGCUCUUUCGAGGUUCAUGACUUUGACACGCAGAACCUUGGUCACCAGUGGCUGGCUGAUAAGGGAUAUACGUCUGUUUGGGGCGUCGGGAGACAUAUCCUCGGCUCCCAACUUUUCGAUUACUGGUGGGACACUACUGGUAAUAUGGUGGAACAUUAUGCAGAUGGUGACCUUAUUAAUGAAGAGACGCCAAUUGGGUACGGACCUGCGGGGGAUGAAUCGCUGGCAGUUUGGGGACCUGAAGUGCCAGCUUGGUUUUUGAGGUAACCUAAACAGAAGAGAGCUCUACUUAUUAUGUUAACCUACAAGUAGAC